UUUAUUUUAUUUUUAUUUUUUUUUUAAUUUCCCCCCCCAUUUAACUAUGACAGAUUACAUUAUUUCUACAGAAGAACCUCCUUUAACAACUGAAGAGCCUUUAAAUAAUCCAGAACUUUUACAGGAAAUAAAAGACUUGAACGCAGUUGACGACCCUCAUGACAUACAAGUUCCUACUGCUAUUAUUAUCGAUAAGGAAGAGCCCAACAAACUUCACAGUCAUCCAUUACCUAUCCCAUCUCAACUUGCAUCUACAGUUACAACUACAACUACUAUCCAGGGUGCACUUGAAACUCCUAAAACUUUAACGCAACUAUCGAAUAAUGAAUCAGAGGAUGAUGAUGAUGAUGAACUGAAACGCAUCACCGAAUCCAAUCGUCACAUCACUCCACCACCCCCCACACCACAACGGCCACGUUCCAAAUCCCUACGCAGUCUUAGUCUAUCAGUACGUCGUCAGUUGCUGGUCUUUUCUGAUCAACCCACUGUAAUUGAGCAAGGUGAUCGUAUCAUCACUCAUUAUAAAUAUGGAGCGGGGCCAAAAGGAGCCCUGGAUGACGAUCAACGACCGACACGACAACAACGAUCCUAUCUUGUAGCCUGUGACUUUAGUGAUGAAAGUCAAAAUGCCAUUGAAUGGACAACAGGAACGAUGAUGCGUGAUGGAGACCGUCUUUAUGUAGUGACGGUUGUCAAUCGAGAAGAUAAUCCAGAAGCAGUGAAGAAAACAGGACUCUCUUUAUCAAAGGAGUUGAAGAAAGCAUCAGAGAGUGUCACGGAAAUAUCCAAAAAGGCCUUAAAACAAAUGUUAUUAUUUGAUAUUGACUUGAUAACGUUUGCUAUUUGUGGACGAGUGAAGACGGUUUUAUCAAAAUUGAUUGAAGAUCUAUCUUUAACAAUGGUUAUUUGUGGUAGUAGAGGCAGAGGCACAAUGACAGGGUAUAGAAUUAAUUCUUACUACUACAAGAAUCGAGUACAUUAUUAACAAUAACUUGAAAUAGGAUAUUUAUGGGCUCUAUUUCUACUUUUCUCGUUCAUAAUUCAACAGUUCCUGUUACCGUCAUUCGACCACAAAAGAAAAAGAAAGUUGUUUCUAAAAAGCCAAUCCAUCCACUACCACUAAGCCAAAGUAAAUCAAAUAUACAUAUAUAUAUGUAUAUGCGUGUGUGUGUGUUUAGUUUUAUUAAAUGUGCUAAUUUUCUUUAUAUUUAUAUAUAGGCGUAAAGUUAGGUCAGUUAGCUGUGGAUGAGCUUAGUAGUAAUAAAUCCACAAGCAAAAAAUAGUGACUAUCUUAUAAAAACAUCUUGUUUUCGUUAUCCAACGAAACAUCAAAGUCUUCUUCAUAAGACGUAGUAGUAGAUAACUGUCCACCACUAUUUGCACUAAGUGUUAAAUAC
Molecule: messenger RNA, 1397 nt
Organism: Cokeromyces recurvatus
Lineage: Eukaryota; Fungi; Mucoromycota; Mucoromycetes; Mucorales; Mucoraceae
Exons: 3
Coding region: 47-985 (312 amino acids)
Source: RefSeq, a predicted model, not a curated record